GUAGAUCGUAUCAUACUAAUUCAUACUAUCAAGCUGCACGGGAUCAAAUUUUUUGUGUUGUCAACCAUCUUCGUAUUCGAAACAAGCCCGGAGCCUAUAAAUCUGGUCGAAUUGCAGAAAACAAGAAAUGUUGUAAAGGAUGCUCUGUCAAAAAAUUCCUCACUUCGCAGUCAUAGAGCCAGAAGAUAUAUCGACGCAUCGGAAUAUAUGGAAGACACUUAUCAUGAAAUUUACGAUAGUAAAUGGACCGUCUACCCAGAUGGACGCGGUAAUUACAUCAUCCCAUUCACGAUAUCUGCAAAUUACGGAAAGUCAGAAAGGAAGAUGAUUCUCGAAACGAUGCGUGAACUUGAAAAGAACAUAUGUAUACGUUUCCGUGAGCGCCGACGUCAAAAAGACUACAUCUACCUUCGUAGUGGAGAAGGGUGCGCUUCGACGGUCGGUUACAAAGAAGGAAAGACUGAAGUUUCGCUUGAAAAAGACGGAUGUAUCGACCAACCGUCAAUUUUCCAUGAACUAUUACACGUCAUUGGUGCAGACCAUGAACAUCAACGUUUAGAUAGAGACAGAUAUAUUAAGGUGCACUGGGAGAAUUUGAAGCCAAAUGAAGAGCAGAAUUUCAUCAAGGAAGCCCAAGUCCCGGAAGAUUUAAUAUAUGACUACGAAUCCAUCAUGCAUUAUGAAGAAGAUGCUUUUGCGAAGGAAGGAACAAUCACUAUAAAAACUUUGGACCCCCAUUUUCAGCAUAUAAUCGGGAAAGCAAAAGAGCCAUCGGUACUGGACUACGCGAAGAUUUGCGUUUAUUACGACUGCGUGGAAUGCAUGGGUUUAUAUGACUGGUAUUACAAAGAUGUCCAGCAUGCACGUUGAUACAAAUAAAUCAUCUUCGAUCUUACAAUAUAUAGCUG
Molecule: messenger RNA, 908 nt
Organism: Cylicocyclus nassatus
Lineage: Eukaryota; Metazoa; Nematoda; Chromadorea; Rhabditida; Strongylidae
Source: the annotation of a GenBank genome assembly